Messenger RNA from Schistosoma turkestanicum, 1326 nucleotides. Lineage: Eukaryota; Metazoa; Platyhelminthes; Trematoda; Strigeidida; Schistosomatidae. The record is from the annotation of a GenBank genome assembly.
AUGUCGAAAAUCCCAUUCAAGAAUGAUGGUAGUUUUAUGGAACUAUUCAAGCAGAUGCAAGGUACUGGCCAAAUAAUUAUGUCUAAUUCUUCUAGCCGAACAAGAAAGAGUAUCUAUCGAGAAACCUGUUCUUACGAAUUGAAGGUGGAAAGUACUGAUGAGUCUGAAAGCCAACAAUGCAAAGUGGAGAAUGAAACAGUGCCAUAUUUCCAGUUAUUCCCGAUGAUUCAAAGGUUCUGGUGGCAAUCGAGUCGUUGGUCCUACGCGUUUCCAGCAUGUCUCACAGUCUAUGUGAAGCAGAAAUCAAAAAGUUCGAAGAUAGCAUUCAGUAUUGGUACGUUUCUAACACUUCCAGAGACAAAUGAGUACAAAUUCUUCAGAAAAAGAUUGGCUGAUGUUCGUAAGCAGAAAAUGCUCAGCAAUUCAGUCAAACCAGAAACUCCGGAUAUGUGCAAGUCAGAAAACGAAGAAUUUAUCCCAACCAAAAGACGUCGCUCCAGAUGGGACGACAAGGCUGAUGAACCUAAAAUAAGUAGCUCAGUAAAAGAAUUUCCUGAUGGGUCUUUGGCUUCUGCGAUCGCUCUAGCGAAGGCUGCUGCAGCUGCUGCAAAAACUCAAGGAACUACUUCUAAUCCAAAUCAGUUCACAGGUGGUGUUGUACUUACACCUGAGCAAGUUGAACAGAUACGUUAUCAAAAGGAACUUCAAGCUAUGCAAGAGUUUAUUUUAGCACAAAAACGAUCAAAGUCUAAGGAGGAAGAGCUUAUGAGUCGAAUUGAGGGUGUAAAUUAUGGGAAUAAAACACGAAUCACAAAGGAUGGUUUAAUCAUUAAAUACGAGUAUGAUUCCGAUGAAGACUGUGAAAAUGGAACAUGGGAGCAUAAAUUAAGACAAGCAGAAAUGGAAGCAACUCGAGAAUGGGCUCAGAAGUUGACUGAAAUGGGUCAUGGAAAGCAUCAUAUUGGAGACUUUCUACCACCAGAUGAAUUAGAGCGUUUCAUGGAAACUUUCCGUGCAUUAAAAGAAGGUCGUGAACCCGAUUUUUCUGAAUACAAACAAUUCAAGUUAACUUGUGAAAAUGUCGGUUUUCAAAUGUUAGAAAAAAUGGGUUGGAAAGAAGGUGAAGGACUGGGUGUUGAUGGUCAAGGUAUUGUUAAUCCAGUCGAUAAAGGGAACGUCCAUGUUGAUGGUGUAGGACUAGGAAUUGAUCGUCCUUCCAAGUUAGUAAAAGAAGAUGAUGAGUACGAUGCAUACAGGAAGCGUAUGAUGUUAGCUUAUCGCUUUCGACCAAAUCCUUUGAACAAUCCUCGUCGAGACUACUAUUAG